Penicillium canescens is the source of this 2256-nucleotide messenger RNA. RefSeq names its product glycosyltransferase family 2 protein. Bases 1 to 2256 code for a protein of 751 amino acids. The transcript has 3 exons. NCBI's taxonomy places the organism in Eukaryota, Fungi, Ascomycota, Eurotiomycetes, Eurotiales, Aspergillaceae. The record is from RefSeq and is a predicted model, not a curated record.
AUGGACGGACGCUAUGGUCAUGACGAUCAGGAAAAGGUCGAGAUGGAUGUCUAUCGAGGCUAUGGCAACAACAGCAGCUUCGAACACCCCCGGCCAUAUGCUUCAUACUCCCCAUCAAGAGCCUUGACUCCGGUGCGACCGGGCCAUUUCCCUGUCGAUGAGUAUGGCCAGCAUGUGUGGCUUCAGCCCGCCACGCGCAUGUCUGGAAACUCGGACUCGCUCCCAAACACACCCUGGGACUCACGAACACCGUAUGACUCGCGGUCGGCCUCUCCAACACUGUACCAGAACAAUGGAAUCGGCGAAAGCCACAUGAGUCUUGCUCCCCUCGUGACCGAACCCGCUUCACCCGGAUUCGCCAAAGAUUGGGUCAAAUCAGGCUCGAUUGCUCGUCUUUAUGACCGGGACGAUGCGGAAACUUGGAAAGGAUGGAAGCGCUGGGUCUUCGCUCUGGUCCCAUUCCUCACGUUUGCCAACACGGGUAUCUACUUGUUCUAUCUCGGUCUGCGUAUUGCAUGCAUCAUCAUGGCACAGAAUGUGGCCCAGGUCUCGUACGCCGGAGCCUGGGUUUUCGUGGCCAUUGAAAUCACUGUUGCCAUUCCCUCACUUAUGCACAACUGCUGGACGAUGAUGGCGUUGAAGAAGCGAGGCCGCCCAAAGCUGCGCUUGACCGGCAAGGACUGCCCGACUGUCGAUGUCUUCAUUACUUGCUGCGGAGAGGAAGAUGAAGUCGUUCUCGAUACUGUCCGUGGUGCCUGCGACCAGGACUACCCACGCGACCAGUUCCGCAUCAUUGUCUUGGACGACGCCAAGUCCAAGACCCUGGAAGAAGCCUGCAGCCAAAUCGCCAUGAUCUACCCCAACGUCUACUACAUGGCGCGUGAAAAAAUCCCCGGCAAGCCGCACCACUUCAAGGCCGGUAACCUCAACUACGGUCUGGAACAGACUACCCUUCUGCCCGGCGGUGCAGGUCAGUUCAUGGCUGCGCUGGACGCCGACAUGAUUCCCGAACAAGACUGGCUUCGUGCGAUCCUUCCCCACUUGUUGGUGGAUCCUAAGAUGGCCCUUGCAUGCCCUCCUCAGCUCUUCUACAAUACCCCUGCAUCCGAUCCCCUGGCGCAGAGUCUGGACUUUUUCGUGCAUGUUAUUGAGCCGAUCAAGGACGCGCUCGGUGUGGCUUGGUGUACUGGUUCGGGUUAUGUUGUUCGACGCGAGGCUCUCGAAGAGAUCGGCAACUUUCCGCUUGGUUCCUUGGCUGAGGAUGUCGCGACUUCAACGCUGAUGCUUGGCAAAGGAUGGAAGACGGCAUAUGUGCAUGAACCGCUUCAAUUUGGUACCGUGCCUGAGGACUUUGGUGGACAUCUCAAGCAGCGUACACGAUGGGCUAUUGGUACUGUGGACACAGCUGCCAAGCUCAAGUUCUGUCUUUGGGGUGAUGCCGUUCGCAAGAUGACCGUCGCUCAGCGUUUCUCUGGAUUCCUCUACGCCACUCUCAGUGUGUAUACUCUGCUGCUGACAGCUUCUCUUUUCGCCAUUCCUAUCAUCCUCCUGUGGGGUAAGCGCCUAGUCGCCUUUGCGACCGAGGAGCAACUGCGCUGGUUGAUCUGGGCCUGCUUCGCUGCAACCAUCUCCAACCGUCUGUGCGAAAUGGCUCUUUUCAUCCCGGCUGGCUACCACACUGGUCAGCGAGGCUCGCGCUACCAAUUGUGGAUGUCGCCCUACAUUGCUCUCUGCAUCGUGCGAUCCUUCAUCCUGCCCAAAUGGCUCGGUGGUCAAGCACAAGCCUUCAAGCCAACCGGUUCUCUCGGCUCCGCUCUUAAUGAGCGCGAUGCCAAAAAGUCCAAGAACAUGUUUGUCCGACUUCGCGUCAUCCUCGUCAACUACAUGGCCAGUUUCCACCUAGCCUUUGUGUACGUCACUCUCGUGGCAGUGGUGAUCUCCUCCUACCGCUGCUUCGCACAAAACACCAGCUUCAGAGACAUCAUCUUGUGCCUUAUCACGCACGCCUUCUGGCCCCCUCUCACCUUCCUCUUCAUCUGCACUUCCCUCUGGACCCCGGUCUCCUACGCUAUCGAUCCACCCACCAUGCCGGAGCGCGAGGACCUCCUCACCCGUGACCCCAAGACCGGCGUAGCCCAUCCAACCAAGAAGAGCAAGAAGAUCGCCUUCGGUGGCCAAGCCGCGUGGUUCGAACUCGAGUACAGCGUCGCCACCGUGGCGACCAUCUUGGUCUUCGUUUACUCCUUCAUCUUCUAA